This is a messenger RNA of Dermatophagoides farinae (American house dust mite), 2068 nucleotides long. RefSeq names its product cell division cycle protein 45 (gene Cdc45). The record is from RefSeq and is a predicted model, not a curated record. Gene Ontology annotation, molecular function: single-stranded DNA binding; chromatin binding; DNA replication origin binding. Gene Ontology annotation, biological process: double-strand break repair via break-induced replication; mitotic DNA replication preinitiation complex assembly; DNA replication initiation. Gene Ontology annotation, cellular component: DNA replication preinitiation complex. Lineage: Eukaryota; Metazoa; Arthropoda; Arachnida; Sarcoptiformes; Pyroglyphidae.
UACACAAUAAACAUUGUCUCAAAAUUGUGUUUUGAUUUUUUUUUAAUUUUUAAUUUUCAUCAAUCAUAAAAAAUGUUAAUAAGUGAUAAUCGUAAAGAUUUCUACGAUCCUUUAUUACAAAAUCGUUCUCAUGUAUUAAUAUUGGUAAGCCAUGAUCUGGAUUCGAUUGCAGCGGUCAAAAUUAUUCGAUACAUAUUCGAAUGUGAUCAUAUUCCAUAUACGAUUGUACCGAUUCGAACACGUGCAGAACUUCAACGUGCCUAUCAAGAACGUCGUAUCGGUAUUAGAUUUAUUUUAAUGAUAAAUUUAGGUGCCACUUCUGAUGUAAUCGAUGUUUUAAUGCCUGAAAAUGAUGUACAGAUAUUCAUUGCCGAUUGUCAUCGGCCAUUAAAUGUUCAUAAUGUUUACAGUGAAAAAGAUGUACUGGUUCUUUGUUCAAUAACCGGCCUGAAUAAUAUUGAAGAUGAAUUCCAAAAAAUUCCUAAAUAUGAAGAAUUAUUCUGGGAUUCUGAUCUGGAUGACGAUGAUGAUGAUGUUGAUGUGCGUCAACUUUCACUUGAACAACUUCGUAAACGAAAUGCAUUCAAAAAAUUCGAAACUAAACGUUUGCAAUUAAUGAAUGAAUAUGAAGAAAAUUCUCAUUAUUCAUAUUCAACGGCCAUGAUAUUUUUCGAUUUAGCCUGGAAAUUGGGAAAGGAUUCAAACGAUUUAUUAUGGUUGGUCAUAUUAUCUGUGACUGAUAAACAAAAUACUUACAAAUUACCAAGUGAUUUGAUGAAAAGAGAAAUGGGCUACCUAUCAGAUUCGAUGCAACGAUUACGAAAUAUUCGUUCAGAUCGUGGAUUCGUUUUAAAUAUUAAUCGUGAUGAUGCUCAACCACCGGGUAAUCAACAACAUUCCGAAUUAGUUAUGACAACCAAUCAUCUGAACAUUUCAUAUGAAAAGGAUCUAAACCUAAAAUUGUAUCGAGAAUGGUCAUUAUACGAAAGCCUUUGUCAUACAAUGUACACAUCUUGUGGUUUUAAAAUCUGGAAACUUAAAGGCCAUAAACGUUUGCAUACAUUUUUAGCCGAACUUGGUCUACCAUUGAAUCAAAGUAAGCAAAAAUUUCAAUCCAUGGAUCUGGAUUUAAGACAAAAGCUUAAAUCAGAAUUUGAUGAAAAAAAAGUCAAAUACAAUUUGCCGAAAUUAAUCUGCUAUAAUUUUGUUGGCUGUCGUGGUAUUAGACAGAAAUUCAGUGCUUCCGAUUUGGCCAUGGCAUCCAGAGCCUUAUUAGAAGCGCCCGGUCGAGAUAAAAGUUAUAAUCAAAAAUUUUUUGAUUCAUUUGAUUCACUUACUUGGAGUAAUCAGGAUCUGAUCGAUACCGGUAUUGGUUUGGCAAAAGUACAACUAUCAGCCAUUGUCAAACAAGUACAAUUAAUUAUCGAUGCACAUUUAAUGUCUAUGAUGAACAAUGUUUUAUGGUAUGUGAUCAUACCGGAAAGUACACCAGAUGCAAAUCUUUUUUGUCAUCCUGGCUGUUUAAAAGCUUUGACCAUUUAUACGUUGAGCGCAUAUGCUUCCUUUAACAGUAAAUCUCAGCGUGCUAUUCAAAUGCCAUUGGUAUUGAUUACACCGGAUCCUGAAAGGCCUGGAAUGGGUCUGGUUUGUGGCGUAUCACCACUAUUAGCAUUGAAAGAAUGUCAAACAUUUUAUCGACAAGCUUUUUUGACCACUUCGAAAAGAAUGGCUAAUAUCAGUGAUAGCUGGUCAUAUGAAGAAAGUAUUAUUGAUCCGGAUAUCGCAUAUAUCACCUAUAAAGAUGGCCAUAAUUUUCUGCAUGAACUUUCUCUAUUACUUGAAUCAUAGCAAUGAAAAUUCUGCACAAAUUCUUAAAAUCAAACAAUUAUGACUGUUCAUAGAAUUUGUUACGCAAGAAAAUAAACAUUUGAGAAUCGCGCCGAUUUUUUUUUGUUUUGUUUUGUUUUGAUCAUCAUCCAUGUUAUAUUUUCAUGAAUUUAAUCUUAUUAUAUUUAUUCAUAAUGAUAAUGAAACGUAAAAAUGCCGAAUAAAGCAACAAUUUUUAUUA